Messenger RNA from Closterium sp. Naga37s-1, 1044 nucleotides. Lineage: Eukaryota; Viridiplantae; Streptophyta; Zygnematophyceae; Desmidiales; Closteriaceae. The record is from the annotation of a GenBank genome assembly.
AUGACGACUGGGCACUUCGUUCCCUCGUCCGUCUCUCUCCCUCUCCUCUUCUCCUCCUUCGCCAUCGCUGCUGUCGUGAUGUAUCCCCUGCUCUUCCCUAUAAUGGCACCUGCUGCGGUUGUUGUGUCGCCGGUUGCCCCUGUCUUUGCCGCCCCCGUGAUCGCCGCUGCCCCUGCUGCUCUUGGCGGCGACUUGGUGCUAGCGGCGGUGUCCGCCACCACUGGCGGCCCGGCCCCGGCGGUGGUGCCUGCCGAGGCUGUUCAGUCGGCGCCUGCAGCGCCUCCGUUGGUUCCGCCUGGGCAGCCGUGUCGAGUCUCCUCAGCGCCGCUCAUCGGGCGGGAACUGGCAUGCGCGACGGGGUGGGCGCGGGGGACGUGGAGGGGAGGUUACGGUCGUGGACGUGGCGGCGCGUUUGAUGGGCCGGUGACGAUGGCUGACUUGCAGCGGGUUGUAACGGCUGCGAUGCGCGAGGAGAGGGCCCUGCAGGCAAACCAGCAGCUCCCUCGUGCAACUGCCGCUCCUCCUCCUGUUGCACCUCCUGUGACUGCACCAGCGGCGGUUGCUCCUCAGCCUCCUGCUCCCCAUGCUCCUUAUCCGUCCUUCCUGCCCUGUGACUCUGCUUCUCGUGCUGCUGGUGUUGCGCAGCCGUUCGAGACGUUUGUGGGUUCUUCCCGCGCGGCCGAGGUUCCGGAGGCGACCCUUGGGCAGCUGUGGCGCCUCUCUGAGGGUUUGCGGGCUGUUCAUCUAAUCCAGAUGUACGGUCACGCGGGUCUCUCCCUUGGGAACACUCUGGUUGGUGGUUCCCGGGACGAGUGUCUUGACGCCGCGGAUCGGCUCGCGGAGCUCCUGGCGCCCGUGUUGGCUGCGCCCGCGAGGGGAGGAGUUGCGGGCGUUGGGAAGCUGGGGACAGCUGUACGGGGCCUGAGGCGCUUUUUGCGCGCUGGGACUGCAGCCGAUGUGAUCGGCGCAAGCACGGCGGUGGUGCGGGAGCUCCACCGCUCUCUGACUGGGCUCCUUGCUGUUCUUGAUGCUGAUCAGUUCUAG